GGAGGACGAGCCGAGCAAAAUCCCAUCAUCUUCGUUCAUUCGCGGGUCGUUCGACUUGAUCGCAAAUCUCGGAACAUUUUUCGUUUUGCAGGAUUUUAAGAAGCGGGCCGGGGUCCUCCGGCCGCGGAAUCUGUAGACAAUUGUGGAGGUGCAGUGAUCAACGGUGAAGUGGCAGUAGUGCUGCCCCUAGAACGGGUGCAAAAAGUGACCCAGCAGGGACAACUCCCAGCAGCUGUCCAGUGUUUCCGGUUUCCGGAGGUGAUUGGUUUCAGUGAAUUUUUAUUUUAUUGCACCGAACGAACGUGUAAUUCGCAGUGUCUGGCAUGAUGAAAACGAACACAUCAUUCGAGUAUCGAACAAUCGCGGAGAUUUCAACAGUUUAAAAUUAAAGUGGCCCUGAGGGCGAGGCGAAAUUUAACAACAGGAAAGGGACGAGCUCUACUCGAAAGAGUGUGUCGGUCGUCGUUGUUUGCUGGCAGCACUGCUUCGUAGAGUGUCCCGUCACCGUCACACACAGCAGCAGCAGCAGCAGAAAGAAGUUGCAGAGCUCUCACACGAACAUCACCUCGUCGUCCGUCGGUCGUUCGUCGAAAAUUCGGUUCAAAUUCUCGGUUCUGCGGUUCGAUUCUACGGCCAUAUUCCGGGGGCGAUUCUCGAGUGUCGCCGCGACGGAGUGAACCUCCGCGGGACUGCGGGGAUUCGGAAAAUUGCGAUUUUCUGUGGGGUGUGGAAAAGUGGAAUUUUCUUCGCGGACGGAACAAAGUUGGACGAAAAAAAGUGUGUGUGUGUGCGUGCGUGUGUGCAACACUUUUUUUUUCUUUCCUCUUCUGUCAGUGUGAACACUGCGUGUUAGUGUGUGAGCGAAGAAGAAAAAGGACAACCACAGCAGAAGGCAAGAAGAAGAGCAAAUUCGGGUCGGUCGCGUGCGAAUUUUCCAGUGGGACCACUUGCUUUUCCAUGGAGUAGAGAGAGAGAGAGAGGAGCAAAAAAUACCCGGUGACCUUUGUCCGUGGACAAUCCGCGCGGGGCGCCCGCGGCCAGAAUGUUCCGGCUGACUCGCAAAAGAAGAAGAACCUGGAUGAUGACCAGCAGCCGCAGCAGCAGCAGUCAGUGGGUGCAACAAGAGGAAAACAAAGAACAAGAAGAAGCCAUCCUCUAGUUGUGUGCGCGCGUGAGUGUGAGUGAUUAGACGAUCAUAAUUUUUGUGUGUCAGUCGAGCGCGCGGCUUCGAACACACAAACACAAGCAGCAGUAGUGACAGAGGGAUAGGGAGAAUAAAAAAGGAGUGAGAGAGGGAGUGAACGUGCAGUCAGCAGUUUUGUGUAGUAGAGCGGCAGCAGCACAAGAAGAAGAAACCUCCGAAUCGACCAAAAAAACACUCUCGGACACAGAAGUAGUAGCAGCAGAAGCAAGAAGUAGCAGUAAAAUAGCACGUAGAAGUAGCAAGUGGAGAGAUAUAAUAUAUAUUUCUGAUAUAAAGUGAGAUAGAGCAGCAGUAACAGCAGCAGAAGAAGCAAAUUUCAAAGGAAGAGGAACGGUGCCCGGUGCCCGGUGCACGUCGGCGGCCGCCUCUGACGUCCGGAUAUUAUUUCUCUUCGCCCCACACUUUCCAAGAUGGCUCCGUCUCCGGAGCUCGGGGGCCAACCGAAGGCCCCCGACAAAGUCCCCGGAGCACCGUCGGAGGCAUCGUCAUCAACAACAUCAUCUUCAUCGUCCUCAGCAUCAGCAGCAGCUGCUACUCCCACCGCCGGGUCAACCACGACUGCCGGCGCCUCUUCGGCGGUGACUCCGGCAGCCGUCACAGGUGCCGCUGGAGCGGCCACCACAACAUCUCAGCAGCAGACUCCGCCGCAGAACACCAGCAAGAUCGAUAACAUGGCGGAGAGUGAUCUCAAGGCGCUUCUCGAGGAAGCCAUCACCUACAAACGUCCAAAGGAUCGGGAGCACAAGAGUGCAACGUUCAACGAACUUCUUGACAAAACGGAGAAGGAAGACCAGGAGCAAAACUUCCCGUUCACAAGCCGGCCGGUCCACUCGAAGCGGGCCUCGGGCCGACCCACGCAGGGCGGUUCCCUGCAGGAUCUCCAGGAGGCCGGCCUCAACGACUGCUACUCGGAGUUUCCGUUCGCGCCCGAUUUCUACACGAACCUGGGCGGGUUGGGCGUCCAGAUGUCCCGGCGGCACCACGGCGGCAGUUCGUUCGGGCCGGGCGGUGGCGACCGCGUCAUCAACAACCCGCGCACGCAAAAGCAACGCUACACGAGUUCGGUUUCGUCGCGGCAACGCGAAGGGGGCAGCCUGCCGAGCAACGUCAACGUCGAGUGUUCGUUCUUCAACGAUUCUUCGUCGUCGGCCGGUGGGGGGACCACGAUUACCAAGUUCAAGAAGCGGGACGGCGCAAGUAGCGGAGCGAAGAGCGACUACGGCACGAUGGUCCUGACGGCACCGUUGACGAGCGCCGGAGCCGCGGAACUGAUUGAGGCCGUGGCGGAAGCGGCUGGUGGGGCGGGGCUGUGCGGUGGCAUGAAGAACACGGAAUCUCACCUGAUUGAUGGGGGUUGCAUGGGAGCGGCAGCGGCGGCUGGCCACACCGUCAUCGACAUGGGCGAGCUGGAAUCUGACGAAACGCAGCGACUGCUGGACAACGACGCGUUGCAGCAGAACCUGUACGAUUCGGGGCUGGACGAUUUGGACGGAAGUAUGGGGGAUCCGUACGGUAGCAGUAGCACGACCACAAGCGGAGGCAGCAGCUCUUCCGGGGGAGUUCACGGUGCUUCGGGGGUUGGAGGUGCGUGCAGUGCGCUGAAGAAGAUUCCGCGCUUCCCCACGACCAGCUACACUAGUCACGCCAAGCUGGAGAUUGGCGAGCCGUCGUCCACGGUGCGACCGUCGCUGGUGCACCACGUCGACAAGACCGUCCCGCUGCCCCUGCUCGAGAGCAACAAGAGCGUGGACAUUACGCCGAUCCAGCUGGGUUCGAGCUACCAGGCCGUCAAGUGCUUCAUGUCCAGCGACGCGGGAGGGGGAGGGGGCGUAGGGGGAAGUGGCAGCAGCAGCGUUAGCAAGCAAGACCCCAAGCAUGUGAUGAUCACCGCCAACAACGCCAAGUACAUCACCACGCAGAACUUUAGCCAGAUGAUUUCGCAAGUAAGUUACGCGGGGCCAAAAUAUUUGGACGAAAACGGCAACUCGGUGCAGCAGUUCAACAGCAGUCUGCUCGGUGGUUCGUCCGGUUCGUCCUCGUCGGCCGCAACGGUCACGAGCUCGGCCAUUUCCUCGGCCGUGUCGUCGGCAGCAGCCGCGGCCGUCGCGGCAGGAGCAGCCGUAGGGAUGGCCGCCGGGGCCAGUGGCAAUAGUGGCGGCGGGGUUGGGAGCGUCCUCGGCACGGUCAGUGGCGGCUCCGCCAGUGGUGGGGCCAGUUCGACCGCCGGCGGUGGCAAGAAGAAGCGCAAUAACAAGUCUGACCGGAACACGGUGCUGGUGAUACCGGAGAAUAUCGCCGGCUGGCGGGGCAAGGAGACGAACAUUGAGGAGCUGGUGAAUUACAUCGAUGGGAAGGGGGGUGGUGGGGUCAAUCCGAAGAACGGUACCGUUGUUAAAGUGAGUGGAGGUGGGGGUGGGGGUAACGGGAAUGGAAACGGUUCCACUAGCGGUGCUGGUGGGGCCGUUGAGAAUGGUGUUUCGGAAGAGAAGGCCCCGAAGAAGAAGAGUGAGAAAAAGAAGGAAAAGGCCAAACUGAAAAAGAGCAACUCGCUGGAAGAGCUGAGCAGCUGCAGCCGGAAGAAGCAGCAGGCCGAGGACGAGCAGCAGAGUCAGGAGAUGGAAGUGACGACCUCGUCACAGAAGCCGGAAGUUGCGGAAACGGUGACGCUUCGAAAGGCAGGCAAAAAGGGAAGUCAGCAGCACCAAACGACGUCCUCCAAUUCGUCCGCGUCGUCGUCUUCGACGACUUCGUCGAACUCUUCCAAGGAAGGUUCCGCAAACAACAAACGAGGCGAGCGACGUUCGUGGGGCACGGAAGAGCUGGCCUACCUUGAGGAUCAGCAUGUGCAGCAGGAGGAGAAAUCUGCGUCGUCGAAGAAACGAGAGGCCAAAGAACACGCGAGUGAACCGCCAGCCGCCGCCCUGCCUUCGUUCAACCUGGGCAAGAAGCGCGAUUCGUUACGGAUGUCGGUGGAAUCGCUGUCGGCGGUUGGUGGAGUGUCGGGAGGAACGGCCGUGGAGGCCGCCGAGUUCCACGUAGUGAUUAAGAAGAAGAAGAUGAAGAAAAAAGCUCAGAGUUUGUUUGCGGAAGAUUCGGGAAUGGCCGGUGGGACGUCCGGAUACGGUGGCGUUUCGAACAAUCGACGGCAUUUGGGCGCAGGUCAGAGUUACAACUCGGCAGGUGGCUCACGAUCGGCGAACUCCGGUGGCAAGUAUCAGACGAGUCAGAGCUUUGCCAACGAUCGGGACGCGUACAUGAACUCGCUGACCAGCGGAAGUGACGUUUCGCGAAGGAAAUCAACCUCCUCGAUGCCUCCGUCGGAAAAAUCCGACUCGAGCGAUGUCGACUCGGUACAGUCGCUGCCCAUCGAGCCCUCGCGGAAGCAGCAGCAGCAACAACCCUCGUCCCAGCAGAAGCAGGGCGGCGCCGUUGGCGUCUCGUACGCAGACAUUGCGGCCCGAAUCCCGCACGCAGAUCGCGUCAACAACAAUCUACCGGGUGCCGGCGGCGGAGGUUCCAACAGUAGCAACAGCAGCAGCAAUAACACCAACACAUCCCCGCUGGACAGUGUCGAAAAGUGGCCUCCGGUCCAGGCGACCAGCCCCGAGGACCUUGCUCAAGCACUCAAGUCACCAUCCGCGUUCCCGGAACUAGUCCCAGAAUCCGAGCAAUAUCAACAGCAUCAGUAUGUGAAUAGUAGCGUUAGUAGCGUUAGCAGUAGUACCAACAGCAGUAGCAAUCUAGGAAGUAACAAGGCGACUUACUCGCAAAGUCUGCUGAUUGCGGCGGCGACCACGCCCAAGGCGUCCCUGCCGGAAGAAGCGUCCUCGACGGCGGCCAGUGGCAAACUAGUUAGUAGCGUUAGUAGUGAACAUAAUGUAAAUAGUAGCAACGCUAACGCCAACAGCAGCACCAACACCAGCAAUUCAAAGCUGGCGUUACACAAAUCCAAGAGUGUCGACAAUAACGACAUUUACUACUCCAACGAGCACUACCCGGCCCUGGAGAAGACUGUCAAGCCGGCCAAAACGACUUUGACCACGACGACGACCGCAUCGACGGUGGCUGCCGCCGCGCCUGUGGCCACCACCCUUACUGCCAACAGCACCCUGCAAGAGCCCAAGUCAGCUUCCGCCGGGAAGACGAGUCCCGUUGCGUUGAUAUCGGUUCCCCCAGUCACGAAUCCAGUCACAGCCGCAAACAGCAGCGUCACCGCCACCACCACCAACAACAACAACAACGCUUCGAACGGUGCCAAAAAAUCCAAAAAGAAGGAGGCUGCAGUCGCAGCGGUGACGACACCAGCCAACGACGUCGAAUCGAUCAACAACGCGCGGAAUGUUGCUGGCACGACCUUCGGCCAGACGGCGUCGCUGGUUGACGUCCUCAACAACAACAACAACAACACCAGCAACCCGGUGCUGAUUGAGCACGCCGCAGAGAUUGAUUACUCGCAAAACAACGGAUUGACGACGUCGAGCCGGACCAACGGCGGUCCAGGACUUCUGCAGAGCAGCACUCCCAAGACGACCAGCACGACGUCGUCUUCGACGGUGAACAACGUCGGUACGACGACCACGUCCAAGCGGUCCAAAAAGGAAAAGUUUGCCCCGUCCACGAACGCGACAACUCCGCAGCAGCAACCACAACACUACCCAGCGUCAACGCAGCCUUCCGCAAACCACCGGCCCGCGGUCAUCAUGAACGACAGCAGCACCGCCGCCAACGAGGCGAACCACCACGAGUUCACCUUCGGCUUCGACAUCGACCAGGAGCUGCUGUUUGGCGAUUGCCCAGAGGACGAGCAGCAGCAGCAGCAGCAGAACUAUCAGAAGCCGAGCACCGCCGUCGACAACAACGUUCCUUCGCCGACGAGCAACACGUCCGUACAGUCGACCGACCUCGGCUACAGCUCGAUGCAGCAGUCGAGCAGUUCCGUCGCGGCGUCCCCGUCGUCGGCGUCCUCUUCCAGCUCGUCGCAGCAGCAACACCAUUAUCACAAUCAGCAGCAGCAGCAGCAGCAACCGGAAACGUACGAGAUGCUCAACUCAACUGACCCUGACACCUACCGGGACAGCAUCGAGCAUAAGUUCCACCAGCCGCCGCCGUCCAUGGUGUUGCCCGGACCUGGUCCGCUCUACACGCAACCUCCGCCGCAGCUUCCACCGCCACACGUGCUGGCGCGACAACAGGCUCGUCCUGUCGUGACCACAACUGCCGCGGCCGCCGCAGGACACUACAACUUGCCACCACCACCGGUCCAGCAGCAGCCGCUCCAACCAGCCGUCGUCGACAGUGCCACCAACACGUCCCCACCAACGCUGAUGACGGUUCCGCCGCCGCCACUUCCCAUCCCCGUUGUGGCCACGGCCGUGCCCAUUCCGGUCGUGGUGGCGGCCGCUCAGCCACUGCCUGCCGCCGUACCGGUCGUGCUGGUCCCGGCCGGUCCGCCUCCGGUAGCCGUCGUGCCCGUGGCCGUCGCUGCGAGCACCCCCAACAGCAUCACUAGUCUCAACAACCAAACCACGAUGGUGGUGGCGCCGGUGCCGGUGAGCGUAACGGCGGAACCACCCCACCUCGAGUACCAGCCAAAGCCGCAGCGGCAAGCGCAGCAGCACGUGCCGGCGCAACCACAGCAAAGUCAGCAGCCAAUCCGGGAGAAGAUCAAGGAGAUUAAUCUGCGGUUUAUUGCGCCCGAGCAGCUGCAGACGAACCACAACCACGACAAGAUUGUCAACUUUGUCGGCAUGGCCUGGGAGGACAUAAUCUGUGGCAACAAUGGCAGCGCCAAGUACUACGACGGAAAAUAAGCAGCAACAUCCCGAGCCCGGGGUUUGACAACAAUGUCUCACAAUACACACAAACACACAUACAGACACUCACACAUACACUCACCCGCUAGUACACCGUGUAUAGGAGAAACGAAAAAAAAAGAGGGAAGGAAAAAAGUGACUAAACAACUAAACAGAGGACAAAACGAGCAAAAACAAGAAUCUACGUCAGAAGUGUAGAGAGAGAGAGAAAAAUACUAAUCAAACAAGAAACAGUGAGCGACGUGCGCAAGUUGCAAACAAACAAAAAAAAUGCCAAGCAUUAAAACAAAACAAAAAAAUGUCUAUCACGCGCACUCAAUCUCUGUUACACAAAAGAUGUUUGUGUACCAAGCAGUGCAACGCAACUCGACACUCUCCCACACACACACACACACUCACGCAUGCGCUCACCACAGACAAAACAAACAAUAUCGAGCGGAAGCUGCUUAGGUUAUAUUAAUAUAUAAUUAUUAUCUUUUUUUUUUUGUUUUGUUUUCGUAAGUCAGGAGCGCGCUCUCUCUGGGCCCACUUUCCCACAAAAUCGGUGUGAGUGACUGUGUGUGCGUGUGUGUGUUUGUGGAGAAACGCUAACGCUUGUGCCAGCGGCAGAAAAAAAAGAAGAUAAGUGGGACAGGACAGAUAAUGCUUGCUUUGUUUAACUAUUAUCAUUAUUAAUUAAUAUUAUUAACCUAUUGUUUAAUUUUAUUCGAGAUUCUUUAGUUUGUUUUCUUUUGCUUUUUUUUAAUGCCUAUUGUUUCGGAGAGGGAGAGCGAGAGAAAAAGUGUGUGAGAGAAAGAGAGCGGCAGUAGGAGCAAUUGAGAGAGGAUAGCAAAACAAGUACUAGCGAGAGAGAGAGAGAGAAGAGAAAAAAAAUGAGAGAGCGUGGCGUAAAAAAGGUCAAUAAAGAAGAAUAGUUUUUUUUCUGUGUAAUAAAAUCAAACUGCGACUACAAACUCUCGGAUAUCAUUACAUUUAGUCAUUGCGCCGGAGUAGGAGAGAGAGCUUGUGUGUUUGUUUGUGCGUGUGUACGAGAGUGAGAGAAAGAGAGAGACAAAAAAAAAAUCAACAUCAACACUAGUAGCAAACAAGUGUCCGAAAAACACCCAAUGUGAUUUAUAGUAACUAAUCAAUAGGCGCAAAACGCGAAUAAAAAGAAAACUUGAAAAAAAUAACAACUCGUCGUCGCGCGUUGCAGAUCCUCCGGGGAGAGAAAGUGAGAGAGAGAGAAAGAGAGCGAAUAUCUGAGUCUGUGUGCGUGACUGCAAGUAAGAGAGAGAGAAAAUGAGUGCGAGGAGUUGAGAAAAAAGAAGAAUAAAAAUGGACUGCAGCUUAAAACUGUAUCAAAGUUACUGACUGUAUUUAAGAA
Messenger RNA from Culex quinquefasciatus (southern house mosquito), 8383 nucleotides. RefSeq names its product mucin-19. NCBI's taxonomy places the organism in Eukaryota, Metazoa, Arthropoda, Insecta, Diptera, Culicidae. Bases 1615 to 7014 code for a protein of 1799 amino acids. Gene Ontology annotation, biological process: regulation of growth. The transcript has 8 exons. The record is from RefSeq and is a predicted model, not a curated record.